Molecule: messenger RNA, 2802 nt
Organism: Lathyrus sativus (Indian pea)
Lineage: Eukaryota; Viridiplantae; Streptophyta; Magnoliopsida; Fabales; Fabaceae
Source: the annotation of a GenBank genome assembly
AUGCAUCUUUCACUGUGGAAGCCCAUUUCUCAUUGUGCUUCUUUGAUCAUGGACAAGAAGGGAAGGAAGAAAGGUGAGUCCGUGGCUGAUAUAAAAAGAAACCCGUCAAUGCUUCGGAAGCUGCAAGAAAACAAGCUGAGGGAAGCUCUGGAAGAAGCUUCAGAAGAUGGAUCACUCUCCAAAUCGCAUGACAUGGAACCUGAUACUGUUGGGAACCAGGAUGAGAGCCUUGGGAGAUCCAGAUCGCUGGCUAGACUGCACGCUCAGCGCGAGUUUCUUCGCGCUACUUCUCUUGCGGCUGAGCGGACGUUUGAGUCUGAGGAAGAUAUUCUUAGCCUCCAAGAAGCAUUUUCCAAGUUUCUCACUAUGUAUCCUAAGUAUGUGUCGUCGGAGAAAAUUGAUCAGUUGAGGUCCGAUGAGUAUUCUCAUUUGCCGCCUAAGGUAUGCCUUGAUUAUUGUGGAUUUGGACUAUUCUCUUUUGUUCAGACCCUUCAUUAUUGGGAGUCUUGUACGUUUAGCUUGUCUGAGAUAACUGCUAAUUUGAGUAACCAUGCACUUUAUGGUGGUGCUGAAAAAGGAACUGUUGAGUAUGAUAUAAAGGCUAGGAUUAUGGACUAUCUGAAUAUCCCUGAGAAUGAAUAUGGCCUUGUUUUUACUGUUAGUAGAGGAUCUGCUUUUAAAUUGUUGGCUGAGUCGUACCCUUUCCAAACGAACAAAAAACUGUUGACCAUGUUCGACCAUGACAGCCAAUCUGUUAAUUGGAUGGCUCAGUGUGCUAGGAGUAAGGGUGCCAAAGUGCACAGUGCUUGGUUCAAAUGGCCAACUCUCAAACUCUGCUCUACUGAUUUGAGAAAACAGAUUUCCAAUAAGAAGAAGAGGAAGAAGGAUUCAGCUACUGGUCUUUUUGUAUUCCCAGUUCAGUCCAGAGUAACUGGAGCUAAAUAUUCCUACCAGUGGAUGGCCUUGGCGCAGCAGAACAACUGGCAUGUCCUGCUCGAUGCUGGGUCAUUGGGCCCCAAAGACAUGGAUUCGCUUGGCUUGUCACUUUUCAGGCCAGAUUUCAUAAUUACAUCAUUUUACAGGGUAUUUGGGUAUGAUCCCACAGGUUUUGGCUGUCUACUGAUAAAAAAAUCGGUGAUGGCAAGCCUUCAAAAUCAAUCAGGCAGUACCGGGUCUGGAAUGGUAAAGAUUACCCCCGAGUUUCCAGUCUAUUUGAGUGACUCUGUAGAUGGUUUGGACAGAUUGGCUGGGACUGAAGAUGACGAAUUCAAUGCGGUUGGUGAUAAGACUUUUGAACCUCGCCAGGGAUCACAGUUGCCUGCCUUCUCUGGUGCGUACACGUCUGCACAAGUCAGGGAUGUAUUUGAGACUGAAAUGGAUCACGACAGUUCUGAAAGAGAUGGAACCAGCACUAUAUUUGAAGAAACCGAGAGUAUAUCUGUGGGAGAAGUGAUAAAGAGCCCUGUCUUCAGUGAGGAUGAGUCUUCUGACAACUCAUUUUGGAUUGAUUUGGGUCAGAGUCCAAUGGGGUCAGACAAGGUAGGUCAAUCAAAUAAACUGAAGAUAUCUUCUCCCCUUCCACCAUUCUGGUUCAGUGGGAAGAAGAACCAGAAGCAGCAUUCUCCAAAACCAUCUUCCAAUAUGUAUGGCAGUCCUAUUUUUGAUGACAGAGACGUAAACCUAGGUUCUCAUGACGAACGUCAUGUGCUGUCAUUUGAUGCUGCCGUCUUAAUGUCACAAGAACUAGAUCGGGUCAAAAAGGUCCCUGAAGAAGAGCAAGUUGACGAAGUUCAUCAUUAUUCAGUAAAUGGAAAUGUGCCAGAUCGUUCACAUGUCAGUGAGAUAAUGGAAGAACCUGGAACCAGUGAAGCUGUUCAAAAUGGAUCUGUUGCUAUGAGAGAGUCUUGGCUCGUUAAUUCAGCAUCUCUUACUAGGCAUCAAAGCCUGGAAAAUGGCUCUGCCUCUGAUGUUAAAGAGAGCGCUAUAAGAAGAGAAACUGAAGGUGAAUUUAGGCUGUUGGGUAGGAGAGAAGGGAAUCGAUAUGGUGGUGGUAGGUUGUUUGGUUUGGAAGAUGAUGAACACAAUAGCAGAGGAAGAAGAGUGUCAUUUAGCUUAGAAGACAAUCAUAAAGAGCACCCGAGAGAGACCUUGGAGACAGGGGACAUAUCUGCAACUAGCUUGGAUGAUGAAGAGGUAAGUAGUGACGGAGAAUAUGGUGAUGGACAGGAUUGGGGCAGGAGAGAACCUGAGAUAGUAUGUCGAAAUAUUGAUCAUGUUGAUAUGCUUGGUCUUAACAAAACCACGCUUAGACUUCGGUUUUUGAUUAAUUGGCUUGUUACUUCACUACUGCAACUAAAGUUAUCUGUUUCUGAUGGAGAUGAAAAAGUAAACCUUGUUCACAUCUAUGGUCCAAAAAUAAAAUAUGAAAGAGGUGCAGCUGUGGCUUUCAACCUCAGGGACAAAAGUAGGGGGCUAAUCAAUCCUGAGAUUGUUCAAAAGCUAGCUGAAAAAGAAGGAAUUUCUCUUGGCAUUGGUAUACUCAGUCAUAUACAGAUUUAUGAUAGCUCAAGGCAGCGUGGAGCUUUGAAUCUUGAAGACACAACUCUUUGCAAGCCUAUGGAGAACGGUCGGCAUGAUGGCAAAGGUAGCUUUGUAAGGCUUGAAGUUGUCACUGCCUCACUUGGAUUUCUGACAAAUUUUGAGGAUGUAUAUAAAUUCUGGGCAUUUGUAGCAAAGUUUCUCAACCCGGCAUUUAUCAGAGAAUGUGGCCUUCCUAUUGUUCAAGAAGGCUCAGAGACGUAA